AGCGACGAGACAAUUCAGUAUAACUCAGACUGUAAAACAGAGAUGUUGGGGUAUGUAGUUUUAUAAUAAAAGAAAUGGCUUUGGUAGGAACUGCAGCAUCUUAGAAUGAAAAGAGACGAAUCCAUGCUUGCAUUGGAGGGUUGAUAACGCAGGGUAACUUUUGCCCUGUUUGAUCAGCCACAAGGUGGCCAAGUUGGUGGGCUGGGAAGUCGAAUAACGACCUACACGUUUUACUGAAUACCAGAGCUACAGAGAAAGAAGUCAACGGAAGAGCCCGGAUUGCUGUCAGUAUGUCACAGAGUAAUUGGGCUGCAAUGUUCCAGCUUCUCUUGCUAGCAUGCUUAGGAACGCAUCAGUCUGCAAGCCAACACGUGGAACAUUUCAAUUGCAACUCCCCAACUGGUCUAUACUACAUCAGUGGUUUGGACUGGUCUACAAAGUACAACAACGCAACUGCAGCUGGAAAUAAGUGCAGGACAAUAGCGCCAGGAGUCAGCUUUGCCCUGAUCAACUCCACCGACCUUAGCGGUACAAACAGGAAUUGCUUGCUCGCUUUCCUUGCGCACAUAGCAGCAGCGUACCCUGGAAACAGCGUAUCAGCAUGGUUGGAUUCAAGUACUGGAACAGACCGUCAUUGCUAUCCAGGACCAGCAUGCAGUAGCACCAACGUCACGAUAUGCAAGUACAACAAGCCUGAGGCCGCAGACCUCACCAACAGCUGCCCAGUUUUGCCUCCGAUCACCAAUGGGAUUGCCACUUAUCCAUCAGGACUUGUGUUCCCAUCAGAGGCCUUCUACGCAUGCAACAUCGGCUACCGACUUCACGGCCCUAGCAAUCGUCAAUGUUACUCACAUUUGAAAGCUUCCAGCACAAUAACAACUCCAGCUGCCUGGGAUUCAUCUUCAAGUCGCACAUGCCAUGUAAACAAUUGUCAAGUUCCACGUUUGGCCGAUGGACAGGUUCUCGGUACUUCCCCUUAUUACAUGGCCAAGUGCGAUGUCGGUUUCAAGUUAGUUGGGAAUGUGCAGAUCACCUGCAUCUCUGAUACGGAAACAACGCCGAUGCCAGCUUGUCAGCCCAUUCGGUGUCUUGCUCCAAGCAUUCCUCACAGCGCUGGCUUGAUGGAUACCGGUAAGUACUCUGAUAUCGGACAGCGAGUUGACGUUAACUGCGCACAUGGCUACCGACUGGUGGGCAACAGUACGGUGGAGUGCAUGCGUUUCGGCGGGUGGACAAACCUCCCGGCGUGUGAAGGCAUUCGGUGUACUGCUCCAGUCAUCCCUCACAGCACCGGCUUGAUCGAUAAAUACUAUGAUAUUGGACAGCGAGUUGACGUGCACUGCUCACAUGGCUACCGACUGGUGGGCAACAGUACGGUGGAGUGCCUGCCUUUCGGCGGGUGGACAAGCCUACCGACGUGCGACGCUUCCAUAUGCUAUCCACCAGCGAUCUCUAACGGAAAUGCGUCGGCAAGUGGACCACUAUACACCACUAAAUGCUACUCCGGGUUUGAGCUUGUUGGUGACCCAAUCGUCACGUUCGCCUGCAACACGACCGCCACACAGCUUCCUAGGUGCACACGUUAUCUAUGUGCCUUUCCACCAAGAGUGAUGAAUGGUCACGUGACCGUGCAGAGUUACCUACGAGGUGGAACAGCGCAUGUCGCCUGCAACGCUGGAUACGGCCUACACGUGCAUGCUGCCAACACUACGACCUGUCUUGGCAAUGGCUCCUGGUCCCGGCCAUUGGGAACCUGCCUACGCUCAUCCGACUCAAGCGGUGCAACGUCAGACACAACUACUUCGAGUAUCGUUGUUGGUGUUGCAAGCUUCUUGGCUGGGUUUCUCAUUCCGACGGUGGUAUUUGCUUGCAUUCUCAAGCGCCGCGCCCAGGAGCACAGGGUAGAGACUACCCAAGCUCCAGUGCAGCUCUCUAACGAUAUUGUCCUGCCCAACCUGAAGAAAAACGAUGCAUACGGUAUUGUGGAGUGCCACCAGGAGACCCAGUAUGAAACAAUAUGAUAUCUGGCUACUUGGCAUCACUUCUCCCACCAAAAUACAUAUUCAUCAUGACUAUAGCUAUGAAUAGGAUGUGGGCCGCAGACAUCACACACAUACACAUACAUAUCGAACAAGUAACGUAGUUUCGUGAUGUUUGCGGCCUUCAUCCUAUUCAUAGCUACAUGUACAUCAAAAUUAUUUUCUCCUCGCAGGGUAUUUGUACAAUGUUGAAUAUCUUAGGAUUGUUGCCUGACCGACUUACUUCAGUAAAAUUCUAAUGUCUGGCUGUCUUUUGGUCGCAAUGUUCAUACGGGCAUAAGUCUUGCUAAACCUGCAUCUUACAACCGAUUUGAGAUGUAUAUCUUGUGCUCAUGAUUUAGUUGUGUCUACCAUGCAGGCUUCCGUUGCUGUUUGAUGUUCUCAUCCUUGCUCGCUUAGUUUAUCUAUACCGACCAUGCGUUUUAGUUUUGGAAAUUGGUAUCUCAUAUCUCCUUUCCUUUAGGCUCACUCUCACAGACCAGUAAUCAAUUCAAUACUGAUCAUUACUCUCCCGGAAAUUGUUUUAAUUUUGGGCAUUCCUCUUUUGAUAUCGUAAAUGCUGAGCACAUUAAUAUCACAGCAAUAACUGUGAUGGAUACAGUG
Sycon ciliatum is the source of this 2642-nucleotide messenger RNA. RefSeq names its product sushi, von Willebrand factor type A, EGF and pentraxin domain-containing protein 1-like. Lineage: Eukaryota; Metazoa; Porifera; Calcarea; Leucosolenida; Sycettidae. The coding region runs from base 291 to 2021 and encodes 576 amino acids. The record is from RefSeq and is a predicted model, not a curated record. The transcript is spliced from 10 exons.